Melanaphis sacchari is the source of this 779-nucleotide messenger RNA. RefSeq lists its product as uncharacterized. The record is from RefSeq and is a predicted model, not a curated record. NCBI's taxonomy places the organism in Eukaryota, Metazoa, Arthropoda, Insecta, Hemiptera, Aphididae. Bases 42 to 656 code for a protein of 204 amino acids. The transcript has 4 exons.
UUGUUGAGACGCGGCGCCGCGGACACGUCUACCAGACAGUCAUGGCCCAGCGGAGGACGGUGCAUGCGUUUUUGGCGGCGUACUGUUGUUGCCUGAUGGCGGUGGCCCUGCUGUCGCCGCAGCCGGCUGUCGGCAUGGCCGUCGCGGCAGACACCGCGGCCGCGGCCGCCGCUGGCGCAGCCGUUCCGCCGCCGUCGUCCGCCGCCCGGAACAAGCGAUGGUCCACGACGUUCGGAGCCAACUCGAGCAACAAGAACGUGACAGUUAAUAAUGCAGUUCAGGAUUGUACUACCGACUCUGAUUGUUUAAAUACGCCAUUUACAUCUUGUGCGCUUGAUCCAAGUGACAAGAAAAGAAAAUGUUUGUGUGCAGAUGGAAAAUUGCCACUCAAUGGUGAUUGCUUAAAAAAGCCAAGAGGACCGCUUUUUGUUCCAGCAUUAAAAACAUCAUGUGAAACAGACGUAGAGUGUUUGCCGAAUGCCAUAUGUAAAAAUAACGCCACAUUGACGAAUCCAAGAUUGAAAAUAUGUGCGUGUAAGGAUGGAUUUAUUGAAGAAAAGGAGUCUUGCAACUAUGCUGAUUUAUUGACAUUCAAUUACACAACCUUGUUAAUUGCAGUUUUUACUUCAUGGAUUUGGAAUGAACGUCGUGCAUAAUUAUUGUAGACUUUUUAAAACGAAAAUGUUUCUUCUAUACUUACACUCUAUUUAUUAUCUAUUAACUACCUAUAAUAUUUUAUGUUAUAUUUCACUUGAUUGAUGCACAAAUUAAAAAUAAUA